Messenger RNA from Telopea speciosissima, 1127 nucleotides. Its product is annotated as probable membrane-associated kinase regulator 4. Gene Ontology annotation, molecular function: kinase inhibitor activity. NCBI's taxonomy places the organism in Eukaryota, Viridiplantae, Streptophyta, Magnoliopsida, Proteales, Proteaceae. The transcript has a single exon. Gene Ontology annotation, cellular component: plasma membrane. The record is from RefSeq and is a predicted model, not a curated record. Bases 23 to 1108 code for a protein of 361 amino acids.
GAAAAGAGGAAAAAUCAUAAAGAUGGCCAUUAGCUUCUCUUCAUGUGAACAUGCAGAGGAAGAAGAAGAAGAAGAAGACUACAUAGACAUGGAAGUGAGUUCCUCAACUGCAUUCUUAAGCUACAACAUCAACUCUCCUCCUCAGAACAGAGAGUUUGAGUUCCAGAAGUCAUUAGCUUCUCUUGAAAGGGAACGUUCAACAUCUCCAGCUGAUGAACUCUUCUACAAAGGGAAGCUCCUACCUCUUCACCUCCCUCCUCGUCUUCAAAUGGUUGAAAAACUCCUCGACCACAAGCAGCAGAAUUCCAACUCUUCUUCUACUGAUGUCAGGACAAGAACAGAGCUCAUCUCCAAAGAGAACUAUUCCACUUUCUUCACCACUACCCCCACCACAACCACUUGCAGUACCCCCUUUGAGUCCUGCAGCGUUUCUCCCUCCCAGUCUUGCCGGGUCAGUGGUGAACUGAGCCCUGCGGGGUACUUCAGUGGUUUCAUAGGUGAGCAGCCAAAGAAGUCUUGGUCCAAAAAGCUCAAAUUGAUCAAGCAGUCUUCAUUGGGUCUCAAAUUGAAGGCUUCACGGGCUUAUCUCAAGUCUCUGUUCAGCAAAUCUGGGUGUUCUGAUGGGACCUCUGCAGAGGCUGCAAGGAAUGGGGACGAAUUGACCAUUUCCAAAGCCAAAGAGUGUUUGAACAGGUACAUGAAGGUGACGAAGAAGAACCCAUUUGGCCAAAUUCAAAGAGAGAGGCACGACGAAAUGGCAGUUAAUGUCAUGGCUGGGAAAGAGAAAUUGAUAGAUGAGAGUGGUGGUGAUGGCCACAGGAGGUCAUUCUCAGGGGUCAUCAAACGUCACUCAGCAAUCAAAUCAUCCCCAUCUUCAUCCUCAUUCUCAAGUAAUCCAAAUGGGUUUUAUGAGUUGCAGUUCCUUAAGAGAAGUAGCAGUGCGAAUUCAGAGAUUGAGAGCUCAAUUCAGGGAGCAAUUGCUCACUGUAAACAGUCUCAGCAGUUUAGUUCGAGAAAGACAGUGAAUGAAGUUGGGUUUUGUUCGUUCUCUACUUCAAGGAUUGCACUUUGUGAGAAUCAAGAAAGGCCAGGACACUGUAGGGGAUGAUGAUGAUUUCAAAUUAAAA